This is a messenger RNA of Suillus fuscotomentosus, 429 nucleotides long. RefSeq lists its product as uncharacterized. NCBI's taxonomy places the organism in Eukaryota, Fungi, Basidiomycota, Agaricomycetes, Boletales, Suillaceae. The transcript is spliced from 3 exons. Gene Ontology annotation, cellular component: cytosol. Gene Ontology annotation, molecular function: acetoacetate-CoA ligase activity. The coding region runs from base 1 to 429 and encodes 142 amino acids. The record is from RefSeq and is a predicted model, not a curated record.
AUGAAUACCGAAUCCCCUGGCGCGCCUCUACUUUUCGCGCCUCCCGAUGCUAGAUCCUCGCGUUGCGUUGCGUUCCUCACGAAUGUCAAUAAGAAAUACGGACUUGCGCUAGAUUCGUACUUUGACCUCUACCGAUGGUCUAUCGGCCACAUCGAUUCAUUCUGGGACACUGUAUGGGAUGAAGUCGCUAUCGUCGGCUAUAAAGGGCAAGGUGUCGUCGAUAAUAAUGCUCUCCCAGCAGCAAACCCACCAUGGUUCAGCGAAGCGAGGAUCAACUGGGCUGAGAACAUGCUGACAUGUCGUUCGCCAGAUAAAUUCGCGCUUAUACAAGCAACGAGUGACCAGUCCCCUGUUACUCGUCCGAAAAAUUUCGGCUCUCAGAAGCCGCGUCACUUCAAGCCAUUCAAUGACCCCCGUCACCUCGAAUGA